GAGGCUCCUCCUCGUUCGCUUGUGUUUUCUCAACCGGUUUCUCACUCACACUCUCGCUCAGCUGAGAUUCAGAGAGCAGAGCUCCUCACGGAGUGGCAACGACCAAACUGAGUCUCAUCUUUUCUCACUUAGAGAGAGGUUCGGAAAGGAAAAAGAUGGAGAGGAAGCAGGGAGAGGUGGACCACCUGGAGCUGGAGCUGGACAGACCGAUCCCUCUGACUGACAAGGAGAGGGUGAUGAUCCAGGACUCGUGGGCUAAAGUCUACCAGAACUGUGAGGAUGUCGGAGUGGCCAUCCUGAUCAGGCUGUUUGUGAACUUCCCCUCAUCUAAGCAGUACUUCAGCCAAUUCAAACACAUUGAGGACACGAGGGAGCUGGAGCAGAGUUCCCAGCUCAGGAAACAUGCUCACAGAAUCAUGAACGCCAUCAACACGCUGGUGGAGAACCUUGACAACUCAGAGAAGAUGGCCUCGGUGCUGAAGUUGGUGGGGAAAGCCCACGCACUCAGACACAACGUGGACCCCGUCUACUUUAAGAUUCUGAGUGGAGUUAUUCUAGAAGUCCUGGGUGAGGAAUUCCCAGAAGAUGUGACACCAGCAGUGGGCUCGGCAUGGACCAAACUCCUGGCUACGCUCUGCUGCAGCCUCAAAGCCGUCUACGAGGAGGUGGGCUGGACGCCUCAGUCGGCCUCGACCGGCUGAAACCGUCUCCGCUCAGGCGAACGCUCCUCUGCAGCCGUCAGGAAUCCAAUGACUGUAAUCUGGAAAUACAGUUUUAUUAUAAUCUAUGAUAAUCAUGGACAAUGUAAAGAUAUAUAUAUAUAUAUAUAUAUAUAUAUAUAUAGAGAGAGAGAGAGAGAGAGAGAUACCAAACUAGGAACAAGUACUGUGCUCUUUUAUAGCUACAGCAGUGUGUUUGUGAGAGACAGAGUGUAAAAAUAACCUAGCAGCUCCCUUGUGUUUGUUCUCUCGUGAAGAUAAACUCACGUGAGACCGGGCUCGGAGGGAAACCUGGGGCUUGGCGAGAGGUCAGAGUUGACUCGGGCGUGCCUUUUUACUGAAUGUGUAGAAACUCAACUGUAAGCAGGAUCCUUUAUAGGCAUUGUAACAUUUUACAGAUGUUUCCUCUGUGUGUGUUUCGUGCACUUUGGUAGAUGUUGCGACUACAGAAACAUUUCUACAUUUUUAAAAGUUACUGGUGAGGACUAUAUCCCUCUUUUCCUUCAUUAGGAAUCACAUUUGUAUCUGUAAUGGAGUAUACUUUAAAUAAAACGUAGAAUACCCUUUUAA
Nothobranchius furzeri (turquoise killifish) is the source of this 1289-nucleotide messenger RNA. Its product is annotated as cytoglobin 2. Gene Ontology annotation, molecular function: oxygen binding; heme binding; iron ion binding. The record is from RefSeq and is a predicted model, not a curated record. Gene Ontology annotation, biological process: oxygen transport. NCBI's taxonomy places the organism in Eukaryota, Metazoa, Chordata, Actinopteri, Cyprinodontiformes, Nothobranchiidae.